Molecule: messenger RNA, 2215 nt
Organism: Pseudoliparis swirei
Lineage: Eukaryota; Metazoa; Chordata; Actinopteri; Perciformes; Liparidae
Gene: flad1
Product: flavin adenine dinucleotide synthetase 1
Exons: 11
Coding region: 426-2012 (528 amino acids)
Biological process (GO): FAD biosynthetic process
Molecular function (GO): FMN adenylyltransferase activity
Source: RefSeq, a predicted model, not a curated record
UAUCUUGCUAUACGUCAUGAAGAUGGCGCAAACUUGACUAUAGACGAGUUAUCGAUGCUGUUCUGAUCCACCGACUAAUCGUUACUGUUUCUAAAGGACACAUCCUGCUCCGCAUCGUAUUUACUAAUUCUAGCAUAACCGCAUCAUCAGGAUAUUUCAGUUACUUCCGGGUACAUAAAGGCUGACCGUGAAGACGUAUUUCCGUCAUUCUGAUUGGCCGUCGGACCUCCCGGGAAACCGUUCUUAUUUGUGAUUGGACGGCUGACGAAAGUAGUUUGAGUGUCAUGGACCCACAGACUGUUGGAUACGCAGCGAAGCGAGGUCAUAUGCGGCUCAGGAAUACUUCCUGGUAGGAGACAAGUUGUGAUGGAGAAGAAGGCCUGAACUGUCUUGAAACAAUUUGGGAUACUUCACAUGUAAACUUCAUGUUGACCCUUGCUUUCCCCAGCCUGAGUCGAGCAGCGGUGCGUGUGAGGAAACUGUCGGCUCAACUCCCUAAAGCAACCAUGUUCACAAUGACCCAGGCCUCGAGUCCGUCCUCUGCAGCCAACGGGGAGGCUCCUCCCACUGCAGCCAUCCUCAUCAUCGGAGAUGAGAUCCUCAAGGGUCACACACUGGACACAAACAGUGCCUUUCUCAUACGGAAACUAAGAAAGCUCGGGGUGUCUCUGCAGCGCAUCACGGUCGUACCCGAUGUACAGGAAGUCAUUGCCAAAGAGGUGGCCCUCCUUUCCCCUCAGGUCACACAUCUCAUCACCUCGGGGGGCAUAGGCCCCACCCAUGACGACGUCACCCUUGAGAGUGUUGCCAUGGCAUUCCAAGAGGAGUUGUAUCCCAACCCUGAGCUCGCCCGGUUGGUUGAGGAGUUUUUCGGGGUGACGGAUAAGAACAGCGCGGCCAUGAAGCUGGCGAUGGUGCCUCGCUCGGCCGUUCUCAACUAUGGAACUGACCCUCAGACUGGACAACUGCUCCGCUACCCACUGGUCAGUGUGCGUAACGUGUUCAUCUUCCCUGGGGUCCCGUCUCUGAUGGAGAGGACCUUCAAUGGGCUGGAGCACCUCUUUGCUAGUUCAGGCACAACUUUUCACACCCGUGAGGUGUUCGUGGACGCAGAAGAAGCAGAGAUCGCCUCUGUGCUGACGAGACUGCAGGCCGGUUGGUGUCCGAAGGUGGCGCUGGGCUCCUACCCUGACUGGUUGAGCAACUAUCACAGAGUCAGGCUGGUCCUGGACUCGGAUAGCCAGGAGGAGGUGGACAAGGCCUGGGCACAGCUGCUGGACGAUCUGCCUCCGGGCAGCGUGGUGCCCUUAGUGACGGACCCGGUGUCGAUCGCCACUGCUGAGGUGUACACACUGGCCAAGAGCGGCACGCCGUUGGGUGAGACGGUGAUGUCGGCGCUGAAAACGAUCGAGGCCGCACUGGAUCAGUAUUCGACUGAGGAAGUCUGCAUCGGCUUCAACGGAGGCAAAGACUGCACGGCGCUGCUCCAUCUCUACUACGCAGCGCUGAAACGACGAUAUCCAGACAGUAAAGACAAGGUGAAAGCCCUGUAUAUCCGUAUUGUCUCUCCGUUCCCAGAAAUGGAGAGAUUCCUUCAGGAUACAAUAAAAAGGUAUGACUUGGAGAUAUUCUCCGUGGAGGGCAGCAUACGGCAGGCGCUGAGCGAGGUGCAGGAGAGGAGGCCGGAGCUGAAGGCCGUCCUUAUGGGCACCAGGAGGAGCGACCCCUACUCUCACACACUGGCAGCCAUGUGUCCCACUGACCCCGGCUGGCCGGACUACAUGAGGGUCAACCCGUUACUGGACUGGACGUAUCACGACAUCUGGGCCUUCUUGAGGACGUUGUACGUUCCCUACUGUAUUCUCUACGAUAAAGGGUACACGUCCCUCGGCAGUAUGGACAACACCUGUCGGAACGCGUCCCUCCAGACGGUGGAUGUGAGGGGGGUGACGCGCUACAAGGCGGCCCACCUCCUGGAGAACGAGGACGAGGAGAGAAACUCCCGCGCCUGAUGCAGUCUCUCUUCUCGCCGCCUCACCUGUUGCUGAUUGAGCCGCCGUUCAACCCCCGCACACAUGAACACGGCUGUGUUUAUUCCGUGGAUGUCUGCAGAGUGUGAUAGUGAAGGAAGUGUGCGGUUUGUUUAUACGUGUGAGUCUUGGCUUUACUGACGGCGCUCUGCUGGUGAAUAAAACGUCAAUCGGUGUCAUCUUUA